This is a messenger RNA of Cololabis saira (Pacific saury), 6686 nucleotides long. RefSeq names its product growth factor receptor-bound protein 10b (gene grb10b). Gene Ontology annotation, molecular function: insulin receptor binding. Bases 204 to 2060 code for a protein of 618 amino acids. NCBI's taxonomy places the organism in Eukaryota, Metazoa, Chordata, Actinopteri, Beloniformes, Belonidae. Gene Ontology annotation, biological process: negative regulation of insulin receptor signaling pathway; insulin receptor signaling pathway; negative regulation of Wnt signaling pathway. The record is from RefSeq and is a predicted model, not a curated record. The transcript has 17 exons.
UGUUGACCGACGUGGCCUGAUCCAGCGCUGGCGACUGUCCCCUUCAUCCUCACACUCAAUCUCUACCUUUUUUUUUUUUUUUUUGUCUCUGAGGGUCGUAGCCCUGCCUGAACUGAUCUGGCUGUGAGGCUCAACUCUGUUUGUUGCCAAUUAAAACUGAACCGACCCGUCAAAUUGCCCGAAACAUCUGAAAAACGUAAAGCAUGGCUGUGGCCAGAUGUCCGGAUUAUUUCCUGCAUCAUCCAAAUUAUCAGCAGGACAAUAUUGACCGGUCGUCCAAUCACAGACCGGCAGAUCUGAUUCGUCCAAGUUUCCAGCCGCCUGCUAACCAGGGCUCCCCCAGCCAUCAAGAAGAUGACGUAGACUUAGAGGCCCUGGUGAAUGAUAUGAACUCUUCCCUGGAGAGCCUGUACUCCUCCUGCAGUGGCCAGCAGACGGAGUCCACCCCGUUGCUGCACAACGGACGGACCUCUUCCUCGCACCUCCACCAUCACACACAACACAACCAGGCACGGCAGCUUCAGCGCUCGCAGGUGUCCCCGGAGCCACCUCCCUCCUCCUCCUCGCUGUCUGCGGACCUGCCCCAGACAAGCCUCAGGAGGUCACAGCCCAUGCACAUCCUCGCCGUCAGGAGGUUGCAAGAGGAGGAGCAGCUGAGGACAUCGUCUCUCCCGGCCAUCCCCAACCCUUUCCCAGAGCUCUGCAGUCCAGCAAGCUCACCUGUCCUCAGUCCUGGGUCGUUGCCUCCUGGAGAGCCCUCUUCAGGCAAAUAUAUUGUGAAGAUCUUCAGCGAGGACGGCAUGGGUAAAGCCGUUGAGAUCCCCGCAGACAUGACAGCCAGGGACCUCUGCCAGCUCCUGGUUUAUAAAAGCCAUUGUGUAGAUGACAACAGUUGGGCACUUGUUGAACACCACCCGCUGCUUGGGCUAGAGCGCUGUCUAGAAGACCACGAGUUGGUGGUUCAGGUCCAGGCCUCCAUGAACAGUGACAGUAGAUUCCUCUUCAGGAAGAACUAUGCCAAAUAUGAAUUCUUCAGAAAUCCCUUGACCUUUUUCCCAGAGCACAUGGUUGCGUGGUGCCAGGAAACCAAUCGCACGAUUCCACCAUCUCAGCUACUUCAGAACUUCCUUGCAACCAGCAGCUGUCCAGAAAUCCAGGGUUAUCUUUACAUCAAGGAGGUCGGUAGAAAGUCAUGGAAGAAAGUGUACAUGUUCCUGCGCCGCUCGGGUCUCUACUGUUCGACAAAAGGAACCUCAAAGGAGCCCAGACAUCUACAGCUACUAGCAGAUCUAGAGGACAGCAAUAUCUUUACCGUCAUCACAGGCAAAAAGCACCACGGUGCGCCCUCAGACUACAGCUUCUGUAUCAAACCUAAUAAGUCCAGAGGGGAGAUGAAGGAGUUGAGACUGUUGUGUGCAGAGGAUGAACAAGGCCGGACCUGCUGGAUGACUGCGCUACGACUCUUUAAGUAUGGGAUUGUACUGUACCAGAAUUAUAAGAUUCCUCAACAAAGAAAAACCCUGCUCUCACACUUUUCUGCUCCUAUGAGGAGCGUAUCGGAGAACUCCCUCGUGGCCAUGGAUUUCUCAGGGAGGAUAGGUCGGGUCAUCGACAACCCGGUAGAAGCUCAGAGCGCUGCCAUGGAGGAGGGACACGUAUGGAGGAAGAGGACUCAGCGAAUGAACGUAUUAGGUUCCCACAGUCCCCUACACCACUCUUCACUAAGCUCAGUCAUCCACAUGGCUCAGCUGUGGUUUUACGGCAGGAUAACCAGAGAGGAAUCCCAUCGCAUCAUCCACCAGCAGGGACAAGUAGAUGGGUUGUUUCUGCUGAGAGUCAGUCAGAGUAACCCCAAGGCGUUUGUGCUCACACUGUGCCAUCACCAGAAAAUCAAACAUUUCCAGAUACUACCAUGUGAAGAGGACGGCCAAUCCUUCUUCAGCCUUGAUGACGGUGUAACCAAAUUCACCGACUUGAUUCAGCUGGUGGAGUUCUACCAGCUCAACAGAGGAGUUUUGCCUUGUAAACUCAAACACCCGUGCACCGUCGUGGCCUUAUGACAUCUUCGGAUCACCCCCACCCAUAACCCUUGACACUUGACCUGACUCUGCCUAAAGCAAACGAAACAAAGAGAAUCUCCCUCUCUUGAGUGGUUCUUUUUGUUUUUAUCUUUCUAAGAAGCUGGUGAAUUGACUGAUGUUUCGUUGUUGUCAUUUUAUAUUGUCGUGAGUCUGCUGGAGGCUGCUGACCGGUUGGAUUUCUUGUGCUUUGCAUGGAAGGCUGGAAAAAGAAAAAAAACAAACUCAGAUGCACAAAGUACUCAGUUAAGAAAAGCAAAGAUAAAGGAAAUGAACACUGCCAUUCGUGUCAACGCUGUUGCAAACUUUUCCACAGUCUUGCCUCUAGUAUUCAUGGAUAAGCAUGGGACUUGGAGGAUUAAUCUCACGGCUCCAGCACAGACUGUAUUUACCUUCAACUGGACAAUCAGCAGGACGUUUCAAGCUUUUGUACGGACAACUUUGUUCCCUACCAACAAGCUACGGUCUCAUUCAAACUUUUUAUGGCAUUUUGUUUCGAUUUGAUCUCAACGGUGAUAUUGCAGGUGAAGUCUAUUUUCUCUUAGUUUUGUACUAAGUAAAGUGGGUGUAACUUAUGAUGGUGCAUGACCUCUACUUGCACAUUUCUCACAGGUGAGAUGGUGCCUCUGCCCUCUGGUGUCAUCAGCAUGCUCUGACAUGUCCAUUUUCAACAUGGAUGAGAUUUUGGGGCAUGUGAAAGUCUUGAUUUGAAUCCUUUCAGGCUGGGAGAAGUUGGAGUAAAAUGAAAAAAAUAAAUAUAUACAUAUAUAUUUUGGAAUACAACAUCUGCAUUGUUCACCCAUUUGAAGAAUCAGUGAUCUUUGCAGGAUUCCUUUAAGCUCUGAUUAUGAAUUAUUACCAAUAUUCCAUUCAAGUCCAGCUUUUACAGUUCUUAUCAUUUACAUAAGCUACAGUAAGAUCAUUCAAUACUUUAUCAGUUACUCCACCUCCAUAAACUAGUUGCCCAGCAACCUCCAUAAAAACAAAGAUGCAUCGGUCAAGGCAUGGUGCCAUUCAGGGUAAAAUAACAAUUCAAGUUAUCCGAACCAGACAGACAGCUUUUCUAAUUGGAAUGUUGAACAUUAAAUUCAGGUACAGUGGAAGAACUUGACAAGUGGUGCUGUAUGCAGAUAUGUGAUCUAGCAAAUGCACAACGCUGGUUGUACCAGUUUUUGUCCGAGUCCCGUCGUCUCUGCACAGGGAAGGAUAACCACUAGCAUUCCCUUCAAGAGUGUUACACAAACAGCUUUCACGUGUUGGAAAUGUGCGUCAAAGAUCUGUAGACCGUGUGGUGACUGUUAGUCCCCGUUCUCUGCCCUUUCUUCACAUAUGUUGCACAAAAUCACCUCCCAACUGUUCAAAAACAGAGAAACUGUCAAACAUGUACAUGUCUGGAAGUAUGGUUUUGCAUAGAUCCUGUAAAUAACAUUCCAUGUAAUGUGGCCUUUUUAUACCUGGACGUACUUGGAAACAAACGGUAUUAAAUACAGUAAGAACUUACUACCCAGUGGAUGCCACCUGUAAAUACUGUAUAUCCACACCGACGGUCAUAAAACACCUGCAGGCACAAUGUGGAUGGUAUUUUAAACACAUGAUGCAUCUCCACCUCUUUGCUCAAUUUUGCUACAGUUUUUGCAGCCUUCCUUGAAUGCAGAAAUAAAAUUAUUAAUAUUUUAGGACUCAUAGUUUAGAUUGCAAUAAUGGAAUAAUGAAUAAUUGAAUUGGAAUUAUUGACUGACUUGUACGUGCAGAGCUUUUUUGUGACAAUAAUGAGAAAGUCUUAGCGGAGGACAUCUCCCAUUGUGUUUGUUUGAAGCCUUCAGUUCUCACACCAUGUCAGUCCAAAUUCUUUUUAAAUUUCCUUUUGUGUUUUUCCAAGAACACGAUGGCACUCCUGUGAUUAAGUACAGAGAAAAGAAGAGUUCAGUGCAGGAGAAGCUGUUAUACUGUCCGGCAGGACGGAAACAAGCAUGAAAUACUGGAAGGGCAAAACCAAGUUAACUUGAACUCUGGGAAGAGUUAUGUUUUUCACAGUCUUGGUCGUCACUUCCCACAAGCCACUGUCAGUGUUCACGAUCACCUGAUCUCAAACAUCUCACAAUAAUUGGCUUUUUUUUUUUUUCCCAAUUAAUCCAGCGUUAACUUCUUGAAUUUGUUUUUUGUAUUUUUAAACAUGGUUUUAGUCCAAGGCAGCUUUAUUAGCUGAACAACCAGCAGAUUGUUAGAAAUCUGUAUUUGCAUACAUCAACAGCCAUCUUUAAUCAACCAGCAGGUGUAAAACAUCUGAGGUGCAGAAUAGCAGCACUAUAUUGACGCUCAGUGCAAGGUCACCAUUAUUUAUCUAAGAUGCAAUGACGGUUUUUCCUUUUUGUUUUGUUUUUAUUGAUGCAGCAAAGUGUAUUUAUUUAUCUGGGAUAUGACUGAUUACUUGAAAAUUUUAGAUUUUUUUUUUCUCAGCGCUGUUCUGUACUGUUUUCUCUUGUCCUUGAAAUUUAUUGUAACAAUUAUAAUUGUUUUGACAUAGCCUAUAUUGAUGUUAUCAAAAUAAUUCUGAUCAACACUUGUUAUGAAGUGAUGUUUAAAGCACAUCAGUUGUGUUGACUUUGUCAUUCCAGUAGGUGACAAGUGGAAUGUUGUAAAGAAAAAAAAAAGUUUCCCAAAGCAUUAUGUCACUAAAUAGAAUUUUUUUAAAAAAGCCCUUUUCAAUUAGUGUUUUUAUUUUUCCCAAAUCUGUUCAAAGGUUCAAUGUGAAGCCUAAGACAACCACUGGGUGUUUGAAUCCAACUGCAAAACAAACUGAGAAAAAAACUGAAACUGAUUUCUAAUUUAAACGCCGGAAACGGCUUAUAAAAAAAAGAACAUUUCUGUUCCAACCCUAAAUUAUUUCAAAAGUGAUAAAUUUUUCUAUGUCUAUAUUAUCCUGGCUUCCAAUAAAAGAAGAAAAAAGUUGAAAUAAACUUUAAAAGCUACAUAACAUUUGGGGGAAACUGCACAAGUGGGCCAACCCAAAAAUCACAAUUGAAAUGCCUUGCCUUUUAAGAGAGAAGAUGUAGAUGUAGGAUAAAACACAGAAGUUACAGUAAAUCCCCGAAACUUGCAAUUGUUACAUUAUGUAAGUAAAUACUUUGGUAACAACCAGCACCCCACACAAACUGUACAAACCUGAGCCCAGUCACCUUUAUAAAACUGCAGAGUAUGGAACUUAUCUUUCAUGUAAUUUAAACUACAUGUACACCAGAGCAUCAUGGUUAAAUGGGUUACAACACUGCAUUUCAGGUGGGAAUGACACAUUUUUUUUCUAAUUUAGUUUAAUGGGAUCCUGUCACUGUGGAUAAAUCUGGACCAUAUGAGAGUACAUCAAUUCCUUUAUAUGUGCUGGAAGUCAUCUUAAGCUAUUGAGACAUGAUGUGUUGACAUCCACACAGUUUCAGUCUAACCUAGUGCAGUCGUCUCCUCACUCCCAGCACCAGUUUUUAUCUGACUGCUGUGAAAUGUAGCAGACAUUGCCCGUGUGAGAGUCAGGCCUUAUAGCCCUGAAAUUUGUUUGAGAUUUUACUCAGAAGUAGAAAGUACAUUCAGUUAAUAAACACAUGGACAAACAAACAAGGGUGUUUGGAUAUUCACUUAUUUUUAAACUUAGCAGAUGUGAAUGUAACUGGGUUGCUCAGGGCUGAUUUUGAGGAUUUUUGACACUACUGGUGAACUUUAACUGCGGGACUAACACUUUUAUUUGCACCGCCCAUUUUGCCAGUUGAUUACUUGAAAACAAUCCUGCAAACAAUGCAGUAGAUGCAAUAGAUCCUAUGUCGGGAAUACGUCAGCUGAUUCAGUCAGUGUCAUGUGAACUACGAUUUAAUUUGACAACAGCUGAACGAUUCGAAAAACGACUUUUUCUGCUAUCAGUUCUAGUAAUGUAGAAAAAUAUGCUCAAUUUAUUUUAUCACACAGUUUGUUUUUUGUUUUAUCAGUACAUUAAACCCUCAAACUCGUACAUGAAAUGACUGAGGGUGAAGCACAGUGUCAGUUAACUCGUAAGCUCAGAAGGUGCCUCUGAUGACUCCUUUUCCUCUUCACAAACCAGGCCUAACACAUGGACUAAAUGACAAAGCUGUAUUUUGCAGUUAAGUAAAUACUUCUGAGGUAUGAUUCAAAAACUGAUAACUACACCCUUUUGAGUCUGAGUAAAGCUGUUGGGAAUGAGUGCUUUGUUUUUCGGCUGCAGUGUCUGUGCACUAUUGGAGCUCAAAGUGAGUUGGCCCCAAUCCUGCAAAGAGGGAUUAAUCUGCUAUCAUCUGAUUCUUGUGCAUUUUCAUUAACAUUAUCACAAUGCAAGAUACCAUGGUUGUACAAAUGAGUAAAGAUGAAAUUUAGCUAUAUAUAAACUAUUAUGUCUUUCAGGGAAUGCAAAAGAAGAAAAAAAAGAAAGAAAACAGUAACUCGCCCUUUUUGUAGGAGAGAGCUGCUGUGUUCAUGUGCUUUGCUUCAAUUUGUAAAUAGUUGAAUGGCUUAUGAGUCUUAAUUGUAACCUUUUCAGGUAUUUUUGUACAAAUAAAGGACUGAUAUAUUCUGUUUAUUGUUAUUAGAUUAAAACAUUAAUACAUUGAUAUA